Messenger RNA from Zingiber officinale, 906 nucleotides. RefSeq names its product RING-H2 finger protein ATL8-like. The record is from RefSeq and is a predicted model, not a curated record. NCBI's taxonomy places the organism in Eukaryota, Viridiplantae, Streptophyta, Magnoliopsida, Zingiberales, Zingiberaceae. The coding region runs from base 52 to 636 and encodes 194 amino acids. The transcript has a single exon.
GCUGCUUCGCAGAACCUCCCCCCAAUUUCCCUCCUCUUCCAGAUCGAGACGAUGCGUUCUGCAGCGAGGUUUCUCCUCUCCUCCGACCCGAUUGGGGCGGCGGAUCAGUCGUCCUCCGCCUUCCCUUUCCACUCCAACGUGGUCCUCACCUUCGCCGCCCUCCUCUGCGCCUUGAUCUGCGCCCUCGGCCUCGCCUUCGUCGCCCGCUGCGCCUGGCUCCGCCGCUCCUUGGCUGCCCACGCCGAUCGGCCCCUCCUCCCGGCCCUGCCCCUGAUCCCGAGAAAGGGGAUCAAGCAGAAAACCCUCCGCGCCCUCCCCACGCUCUCCUUCGCCGCCUCCUCCUCCUCCUCCACCGCAGCCCCGGCCCCCGCCGGCGUCGAGCUCGUCGACUGCGCGAUUUGCCUCGCCGAGUUCGCCUGCGGCGACCUGGUCCGCGUCCUGCCGCAGUGCGGGCACGGCUUCCACGCCGCGUGCGUCGACACCUGGCUGGGAUCCAACGCCUCUUGCCCUUCCUGCCGCCGGGUCGUGGUGGUCCCUGCGCCGUCACGGAGCUGCCGGAAGUGCGGCAGAGACUCCGGCGAAGCCGCGCCAGCGCCCGAGAGUGGCGGCGCCAGCACCUCUAAAAGUGCGCAUUAGAUGGGUGUUUGAUGGAAUUUCACACUCAAAAGUGUUUGUGAAUGAAUAGCCAAAAAUUGUUACCAAAGAUAUGUGUGUUUGUAUAUGUAGGAAGGCGGAUUACACAUCACUUGCAAGAUGCUCAGACAGAGAAUUUCUUGUAAUUAGGAACAAAAAAAUGGGCAUUCUCAAGCCUUUGCUUGCCCAGGACUCUGCUUAGUUUUGAAGUUUCAGAUUUUGGAUACGAACCGUGUUAAGAGUAUUUUGAAAACAAAGUUUGGAUAUGCUGAA